Messenger RNA from Helianthus annuus (common sunflower), 1538 nucleotides. RefSeq lists its product as uncharacterized. Bases 175 to 1353 code for a protein of 392 amino acids. The record is from RefSeq and is a predicted model, not a curated record. NCBI's taxonomy places the organism in Eukaryota, Viridiplantae, Streptophyta, Magnoliopsida, Asterales, Asteraceae. The transcript is spliced from 3 exons.
GAGUGGGUUACUGGGACAUAAAUUCACCCCUUUGUAAGUUAUCGAAGAAUGGUGACUCAACAUCAUCAUCAUCAUAAAGCAACAAGAUUAUUCAUUCACUCCAUCUUCUUCAUCUCCCUCUCAGAUCCAACUAACCUUCCAAUCAAUCGCUGUUCUUGAUGGAAUAAAAGAGUAAUGGCUGCAGCAGAAGCACGAGCAGCAUGGCAACGGACUGCGAACCGUUAUUUUGUUCAAGAAGAUGCGAAAAGAGCUCCGAAAUUAGCUUGUGUUCCACCAUCAUCAUCAUCACAGUCGAAACAAAUCGACACGAGACCUCCCACGAAUGGAAUUUCCGAUUUUGCCCCUCCUACCGCCAACUCGUUGUACUCGAACCUCUCUCCGGAUUCAAGAUGGUGGCUUCGGUUGCAGCCUAACCAUUUACACCAAACCGGUUUGACCAACGAUAAAGUCAACACCGAGGCUGAAAAUUCUCAACAAUUUGUCGACAUUAUGGAUUCUCAGUCAACUAUUAAAGUUGACCGUGUAGGUGAAGAAUCGUAUGAGUUUGUGGAAAUGGAUUCUGUUUAUAAAGAAGUGGAUGAGUUCAGUUUGGACUCGGAAUUCCCUCAUUGGAUGGAGAUUGAGAAGAACCAUGAGUUGCCGUGGUGGCGAAUGGCCGAUAAAGAUGACUUGGCAUCGUUUGUUGCUCAGAGAUCGAAUGAUUUCAUUGAGAAUUGUGAUUUACCUUCGCCACGAAACGCAAGUUUCAAGAGGGACCCGUAUGGUGAUGAUCGAUCUGCGCGUAAGAAUGAUGAUAUAUCCACCUCUUCUAGGAUUUCAAGACCACAAAGGCCCCAAUGUGAAAAUGCAGCUAGCCCAAAUGCCAGUUCAGGGCCAGUCAGUCCUCUAAGCACACAAAGCGGUGUCGGUGACAGCACAGUUAAUGAAGGUUCUAGAAUUCUAGAGAUGGAUCCAAGCAAACGUAAGCUUCUAGAAGCGCUCUGCCAUUCACAAACACGAGCACGAGAAGCAGAAAAGGCAGCAAAACAAGCAUACGAGGAGAGAGAACAUGUCGUGAGGCUAAUAUUCAAACAAGCAUCUCAAUUAUUCGCGUAUAAACAAUGGGUAUAUCUUUUACAGCUCGAGAAUCUUUAUAACCAAAUAAAAACCAACAAGAUCGCCCCUGUUUUACCGGCUUAUCCAUGGCGCGUGCAACGCAGAAAAACACGCAGGAAUAUUCCCGCUAAGAAAAGAACACACGAAAAACGAGGUAACUGUGAUUUAGGUGUGUAUGCCGUGGCUUUUGCUGUUGGAUUGGGGCUUGUUGGUGCGGGUUUGCUGCUUGGGUGGACCGUGGGUUGGAUGUUUAUCUAGUCAUCGUAGUAGGAAUGUUUGAAACGAUUGUGAUGUGUAGUGUACAAAGUUGUUUUCGUGAAAUUGCUAGCUAGCUAGCGGUAUAUAGUUUUGGUAUCUUUGAUAGUUUGGUAACGAGUUUGUAGUUUUACUUUUGUGCUCAUUAUGCGUGACAUUACCGGUAAUGAUAUUACCACUUUUUUUUA